Molecule: messenger RNA, 1461 nt
Organism: Cetraspora pellucida
Lineage: Eukaryota; Fungi; Glomeromycota; Glomeromycetes; Diversisporales; Gigasporaceae
Source: the annotation of a GenBank genome assembly
AUGUCUAAUAUGAUCCAUAUUCCAUAUUUUUUCGAUAACAAUAAAAUUACGACUCUCAAUAGAUCAUCAAUUGAAAGUCAGUCCGAACCGCAAGAAGUUUCUAUUCCCCUACUUCAAACAACUUCUUCAAACGACUGUCAAUCUCAAACAUUCCUCCCGCAAAAUAAUUUGAAUCAUGUGGAACACACGACAGCUGUUAAUAAUUUAUCAUUGGUUGAUCCGAAUGUUUUAGAGGUGCUAAAAAAUUUUUGGUGUUACAUUACGACUUUAUCUCAUAACCAAGCAACAGCAUAUCACAAGAAUAUUGCUGCAGUUCAUGCACAAUAUCUUUCACAUUUAUCAAUUCCUAAUUCUGGUUAUAUGCUUAGUGAAGAUUUCACGCGGCAGGAGAUGGAAAAGAUCACUGCAUCAUACAAUACGUCACAACUAUCCCUAGACAACCAGCCCACAUUACCAAACCCGGUAAAUCAAAAGCCUUCUGUGUAUACAAAAUGGACAGAACAGGAAGAUGAAUUACUUCGUGAAGCUGUUCAAAGAUACGGUCCACAUAAAUGGUCAUUAAUUGCAACCCAUGUUCCAAACAGAACUCCCAUGCAAUGUUCUGCUCGGUGGGUCGGCGCUUUAAAUCCGUCGGUCCUUAAAGGUCGUUGGACUUCGGUGGAAGACGUUGCACUCACUGAAACGGUAUCUCGUUAUCUUAAUGCGGUUGACUCCCAAGGGAAUCCUCAGCCAAUACCAUGGAAUAAAGUUUCUAAACAGAUUCCACAAAGAACUGGCGCUCAAUGUCAAGCGCGUUGGACAGAAGCAUUAGAUCCUCGUAUUAAAAAAGGAAAAUGGUCUCCUAGUGAAGAUAGUAUACUGAAAGAAGGUGUAAAGAUUUAUGGUCGUUGUUGGAUUCGGAUCGCCGAAAUGAUUCAAGGUCGAACACAGAGGCAAUGCCGCACUCGAUGGCUUCAAAUAAAAAAUAAAUUAUCGAAACUUAAGAACAACGAAAGUAACAUCAUUAUGUCUGUUACUCCGACCGUGCAAUCGUGUGAUAUAAAUCCCAUUUUAACCCCACCAAUCACACCGUCAACCUCAGCGCAACAAAUUAAAGUUGUUCAAGCAAUGCAACAUCAUACUGGAUCUUUCGGUCCAACAAAUAUUGCCUUAUUCGAAGCCAAUGAAAAUCCGGUUGGCAUGUUUCCUAGUCCUAUCACCCCGGGUUUUCCUAUUAAUGUCAAUGAAAAUUUAUUUUCAAAUUACACCAUCAAUCCUCUCGACAAUCAAAUUACUUACCAUAAUUCACCGGAGGCUACUGCUCUCUGUUUUUAUAACGUCUACAAUAACAAUAAUGCGACAAAAAACAAACCUCAAUUAGGAAUUUCAAAUCUCAUUGAGAUCGUAAACCAUGUUCCCAUUGGUGAUUCUAAAAAUAUUCUAGGUGCAUACAUCACGAAUUCUUUAAAAAUAAAUGUUUAG